AUGGGAGCCCGCCCUCCGGCUGUCCCCGAUUCGGGCUCCGGAUCUGGCUCUACAAGCGCCGGUCUAAACCGGACGGGAGCCGUUCGAGGUGAAAAGUCCUUGCGCGAAAGACGGAACGAGAGUCGGACGCGACAAAAAGCAGAGGAUGGGAUCCAGCCUUUAUCUGACAUUAUAGUUCCUAAUGGGUCAGGUUUAUCCCGCAGAUUUUCAGUUCAUAAAGGGACGCCUCGAAGCGGUGGUAAAACAAUAGCCGACGUGCCAAGAUCUGGGGAUGACGCCAACAUGGAUUCUAGAAAUUCGACGCCUCGUCCUUCUGCCGGACUACAUCCAGAGACACCUACGCCGCCCUUUUCCCCACGUCCGCAAAAGGCUUAUCCCAUCGCAGAGCCGGGCCAUCCCAUCGCCCCGAAAGCUCUUCCUACACCACCACCACAGAGUCGAUCAGCUUCCAACUCCUCUCAAGCACGACCCGAUAUACGUAGCUUGAUGAAUGGUAUUUCGUCGGCCGAUUCUACUUAUCCCACUACUAAACAAGCCGUAGUUGGUCAGACAGCAGAGCAAUUCUGCAGGAGCAGCAUAGAGCGUUUCCAAGCUUUCGCCAACCAUGAAGCAGUUGCAGAGUCGGAUGCUGAGCGGGUAAAGCUAUUUGCUGAUUUCAUAGUCAACGAGUCUAGAUUACGUCGCGAAAGAUAUGCAUCGGCGAUCGGAGCGAUGGGUUCUGAGAUCUUCGAUCUCACGCGGGAUUUAUUCCGGCCUAUGAAAGUGCGGCGCGACUCAACGAAUUCACAAUCUGGAGAAUGGACACCGCAGAUGUCGGAACCAAGAUCGCAACGGAACUCAAUGACUUCUGUUUUCCGUGAACAAAUACAAUCCAACUCUGCGCCGCCUUCUGCCAAUAUCCCAACCUCAAGUUCGCCUAUUAAUGGACCUACGAAUGGGAAUUGGGCUUCGCAGUACAUGCCAUCAUUAUCACCGAUUCUUAGUAUGAGCGUCAGUGAACAUUUAGAUGGGUCAAGCUCACGGGGCCGGCCAGCAAGUCGUUGGUGGGAAACAGAGUCGGGCGGCGGAGAAUCGAACCGAAUGGAAAGAACAAAACGCGAGUCUAAGUAUAUGGGUGUGCCAAAAGAGGCACGGGAAGCCCUACAAUGGGAGGAUGAGCCAGGUACUGCAGAUAGCCAUGCAGGGUCGAGCAAGCAUUACUCGGAGAACGAAUACCCCCCUGAAAAGGUUGGGUGGCACGAGUCGAAGGAGUUGAGUACGCCUCAGCCAUUACGAAAUUCUCUCUUAUCCAUAGGUUCAUCGGCACCGAAUACUCCUAGCCCUUCUCAUGUAGAUGUAUCACGACUAGUAACGCUACCACCACCUUAUCCACGACAUCACCCCGCAGUAAAUAAUAACCACCCAGAACUAGCAUCUACUCGUACAAGGGUGAGGUCGCUAAGCGAUAUGCAAGAAGUCCAGGCGACGAAGGAACGAUUUAUACUCGAUAGCCAGAGGGUGCGCGAAGAAGCUGUCCAGGGAGCUUCUUCAAGAUUAAAAUCACUACGUGCAAAUCUUCACCAGGAGAUCAGCGCUGGCAACAUGUCAUACGCCGAAGCAGCCGCCAUCGAGGCUGACACGCAAGCAUCUGAAAACGCAAAGGCAAAGGAGAUGGAAAAGCAGGAGUUCGAUCGAUUUCAGAAUGCAGUUGUCAUGCCACUUAAUGAGCUACUCACAGGCCGCAUCGCACAGGCUACGUCACUAUUUGACGAACUACGUUCGCGUCUUUUCGUCGAGACCCAAGCGCCCAAUCCUAACAUGCCACAAGAGGAAGGCGACGAGCAACCAGAACUCCUCGAGAAAUUAACCCUGCUCAAAUGGAUCUUCGAAGCCCGCGAGAUGCUACACCGCGAAAUAUACGACUUGCUGAGCGAUCGCAAUAAUCGGUACAAAGAGAUGGUGAUCACCCCGUACCGACUCUCCGGCAACGAGGAAAAGCUACGGACAGCGGAAGCCUUCUUCGUGGACGACGCAUGUAAGCGACAGCGAGCAUUUGCGGGCGAAGUUCUACAGCGAACAUGCGAGUUUCGGGACGUGGUAGAGGAGAAUGUGACACGAGGUGUCGAUAUGCAGCUUAACGCGUUUUGGGACUUAGCACCGCCCCUUCGACGACUACUCGAUAAAAUCCCAGCAUCGGUUGACGGACACUUCCGCAUCCAGAUCCCGCCUGCUGAGUAUGAUGAGAACCCUAGCUACCACAGCCACCCGCUACAGUACCUGUUUAGCCUGCUGCUACACGCCGAAAAGAGCACGUACCAGUUCAUUGAGUCGCAGACGAAUCUAUUGUGUCUACUACACGAAGUCAAAGAGGCAGUAAUGAGUGCGCGUGCGAGAGUAGGCGAGGCGGAAGGUCACGACCCGCGUGCCAUUGAGGAGGAGCGUGCGGCAGAACAGACGAGGCUCACGGACGAUCUCAAGGAGAAAGUGCGCCUUGUGCAAGACCAAUGGGAGAGCGCCCUUGGCGAGGCCAUGAAAGGCGUCAAGGAGCGCGUGGGCGAGUGGCUCCUGUCGACAGGAGGUUGGGACGAGAGUCUCGAGGACGGCGGAGUCGGCGGCGUAUAA
Daldinia childiae is the source of this 2601-nucleotide messenger RNA. RefSeq lists its product as uncharacterized. The coding region runs from base 1 to 2601 and encodes 866 amino acids. The record is from RefSeq and is a predicted model, not a curated record. Lineage: Eukaryota; Fungi; Ascomycota; Sordariomycetes; Xylariales; Hypoxylaceae. The transcript is spliced from 2 exons.